This is a messenger RNA of Anarrhichthys ocellatus (wolf-eel), 2496 nucleotides long. RefSeq names its product proton channel OTOP3-like. Gene Ontology annotation, cellular component: membrane. The record is from RefSeq and is a predicted model, not a curated record. Gene Ontology annotation, molecular function: proton channel activity. Bases 586 to 2328 code for a protein of 580 amino acids. NCBI's taxonomy places the organism in Eukaryota, Metazoa, Chordata, Actinopteri, Perciformes, Anarhichadidae. The transcript is spliced from 7 exons. Gene Ontology annotation, biological process: proton transmembrane transport.
UCAUUAGGACCAGCUCUGUCAGAACAUAACUGCACCUUAAUGUCCUCAAUCUGUCCCUGCUGGGCUUCCCCCUGUCCGUCCGCUGUCGCCUGUCUGUCCGUCUUGUAAUUACCAAUCUUAUAUUCUGGUUUUUAAGUGGGACUUUAUAACAUCUACAGAUGAAAAACUAAUUUACAGAGAGAAUUUAUUAAUGUCCAAUGUCCUUGUCAAAUAAACAAAAGACCUCACUGACAGAUCAAUAUAUAUAUCUAGAUAUAUUUAUAGAUUAAAGGAGAUUCUGCUGAGGUCAUCUGGGUCCAUGAACUUUGUUGAAGUGGCAGAGCAGGUGAAACAAAGGUCAAUGUAAGCAAACAUGAUACCUGUUGGUUUCCCUGAGAAAGGUGUGUCGGUAUAUUUAUGCACUGGAUCGUGGCCACACCUGUAGGUGUGUGGAGGCGGAUCAGAAUGAGAACUUGCACCUUUAUGACACAAGCCUCCACAUGUUGAGCUGCAGGGUUCCGCGUAAAGUUGUGAGAGAAAACCCUGAAGACUGAAUGGAAACGAGACGGAGGAGGAUUUAAAGAGUUUUAGAAGAAAUCAAAAAAUAUGAAUCCAGAUCCUGGAGUCACAGAGGCCGAUUCCUCCCCGGGGACAACACCCGGAAGUGUCGAACCAGUUCACAGCUCAGACCAUCAGAUCCAGGACCCGGAGCUGGAUCCGGGGUCGGUUUGGGCCCCCAGCGGGAGGCGUCUGAUCUCCGGUCUGAUGGGUCUGAACGUGGUGCUGCUGGGAGUGGCGCUGGUGGCCGGCCAGGCCUUCAACCCCGAGGGCCUGAAGCACCAGGAGCCCCAGGUGUUCAUGCUGCUGCUCAUGGGGGUCAGUUUGAUCUGGAUGCUGUGGUACCUGCUGUGGGCCAGGAAGCAGCCCGGCAUCUGCCCACAUAAAGACCACCACGCCGGGGGACUCGCCGUCACCGUGGUCCUCAUGCUGUUCGCCGCCUUCAGCCUGCUGCUGUGUGUCUUCAGGGUCGGGUAUUUGAUCAGCAUGAGGGAGUGCAAACCUGCUGCUACGGUGCUCGCUCCGUUCAUCGAGGCGUCUUUUCUCGCACUGCAGUCGUAUUUACUGUGGGCUCACUCCAAAGACUGCAUCCACAGACACAAGAUCAUCACCAGGUCCGGGUUGAUGCUGAUCCUGUCAGCUGACCUGCUGCUGUGGCUGAACGCGGUGACCGAGGACUCGAUCCACGAGGAGAUCGAGUUAGAAAAAGAAGACGGGCUCGAUUUCAGCAACACAAACUCCUCUGAAGCACAAAACUCUGAUGUAGUAGGAAUCAUGAACUCGACCUUCUGUCAGUGCGCUGCGAGUGCAGCCUGCCUCACCUUCAGGAAAGGCUUCGAGAUCCUUUACCCCUUCAACAUGGAGUUCAACCUGAUGGCCGGCUGCAUGGUCUACGUGAUGUGGAAGAACGUGGGCCGCCGGAUGAGUCCGGGUCACGGCCACCACGCCACCCAGAAGCUGACCCUCCGCAUCGUGUACCAAGGCGGCGUCGUGUACGGCCUCGUGUUCGGCGCCCUGGCGCUCGUGGCGGGAGUGGCCGUCUUCAUCCUCUACCAGGUCUGGGUGAGCCGGCAGCGGCUUCGCACCACCGCCUUCCUCGUCUUCUACGGCUACCAUUUGGCAGUCAUGCCCGUCAUGUCCCUGUGCUGCCUGGUGGGGAUGCUGGUCCACAGGCUGGAGAGGAGGGCGAGCGAGGCGGGACACAACCCGACCCGUAGCCUGGACGUGACGCUCCUGGUGGCGGCGGCUCUGGGCCAGCUCGCCCUGUCUUACUUCUCCCUGGUGGCGGCCCUGGCGGUGGGGACCAGCGGGCCCCUGGGGAACCUGGACCUGUCCUACUCCCUCCUCAGCCUCCUGGAGCUCAUCCUCCAGAACAUCUUCAUCAUCGAGGGCCUCCACAGGCACCCGAGCCUGCUCGCCAAGAAGAAAGAGAGGCAGCGGAGCAGCAUAUUCAAGCUUAAGAAAAAGGUUGCAGUCCCAAUACAAGAAGAGAGGAAGACGAAUAUUUCACUGCUGGAUGGGAACGCGCCAGCUGCUGCCAUAGAGCAUGAUGGGAAAAACCCCUGGACCAAAAGAGCGAUACAAGAAAUCUGUGCUUUCCUCAUCCUGUCUAACGUCAUGCUGUGGGUCAUCCCUGCGUUCGGAGUCCAUCCUCAGUUUGAGAACGGACUCGGGAAACAGUUCUUCGGCUUCUCGGCUUGGUUUGUUCUGGUGAACUUGGGUCAGCCGCUCAGCGUCUUCUACAGGAUGCACUCAGUGGGAGCUUUAAUGGAGCUGCUCAUCUCUGCGUGACUGUUAAAGUAGAUGAUAUGAAAAAUGUUUGGGGGGGAAAAACAUAAAUGAUUUGGUUUAUACAGUGUGAGGAGAUUCCUCUGAGGCUGUUUGUUACAAUGAGGCGUCAACCUCCGGUUCUAAAAGGUGAAGCUUCGUGUGUUAAAGCUGCGUUCUCUCUAGUGUCCA